Exophiala aquamarina CBS 119918 is the source of this 1356-nucleotide messenger RNA. RefSeq lists its product as uncharacterized. The coding region runs from base 1 to 1356 and encodes 451 amino acids. Gene Ontology annotation, cellular component: membrane. Gene Ontology annotation, biological process: monoatomic cation transport; transmembrane transport. Lineage: Eukaryota; Fungi; Ascomycota; Eurotiomycetes; Chaetothyriales; Herpotrichiellaceae. The transcript has 3 exons. The record is from RefSeq and is a predicted model, not a curated record. Gene Ontology annotation, molecular function: monoatomic cation transmembrane transporter activity.
AUGGUGGGUAAGCGAGCUUUCGACGCUCAAUUCGAAAGGCCCAGUGCUGGCUACAAUGUUAACGGCGACCUUGAAACAGGCAAAGGAGGCAGGCGUUCUGGCGGCUUCAAAGAUACCGUCGAAAACUUAAUGGAUCGUAAGACAACGGCGGACUUGAAAAAGCAAUUGUGUGCCGGUGUCCGCAAAGGAGAGUUUGAAAGCUACCGCAAAAGCGACGAAGAGUUGAAGCAUAUCAAGAACAAAAAACUUCGCAAGUAUUACGAAAAUCAGAAUGCUGCAUUGAAUGAUUGGGCAGAGGUCGACACGAUCGUUUUGGCCAUGGCCGAUGAUGUGAUAGAAUCUAUGAAUACGGAUGCCGAUCACGACGGUAUCAGAGAAAGAGAAGGUGUGUUGCAAGGUGUGGAGGAGCGUAUUGAGGACUUGUUACCUGACGAAGUACGAAUGCAACGACGAAGGGCUGCCCGGAAUGCAAGAUGGGCAAUCAACAUUAAUGUGAUUGCCAACAUGAUCCUUCUAUUGGCCAAGGGGAUAGCAGCCCUGAAGUCGUCCUCACUGUCGCUGAUUGCAUCAUUGCUCGACUCAGCGCUCGAUCUGCUGUGCACAGCCAUCGUAUGGACCACAAAUCGCCUCGUCUCAUGGAGACUGUCAGCUCUGUCUCGCAAAUUCCCUGUUGGCCGUCGAAGACUUGAGCCACUCGGAAUUUUGGUGUUCUCGAUAAUCAUGGUGAUUUCUUUUCUGCAAAUAUUGCAAGAAUCGGUUGAGAAACUCCUACCAGGGGGCGAUCACAAAAUUGCAACUCUCCCGGUCGUGGCAAUUGCCUCAAUGGCAGGAACUGUUGGACUCAAAGGACUUAUUGGGUUGUGGUGUAUGCGGAUCAAAACUACACAGGUGCAAGCCCUGGCGCAAGAUUGCAAGACCGAUGUUUAUUUCAACACGCUGUCACUGCUCUUCCCGUUAAUUGGUAAGCAUGCUGGCAUAUGGUGGCUAGACCCUCUAGGCGCGGCGCUGCUGUCGGUUUAUAUCAUCUACGACUGGGGGGAUACCUGUUUUGAAAACAUCACCCGUCUCUGUGGACUUGCGGUGGAUGACACGGUGCAGAAGAAGCUGGUCUACCUAGGUUAUCGGUUUAGUAACCUGGUUACUGGAUUUAAAGCAAUCACCGCCUAUCACGCCGGCGAUGGGGUCUGGGCCGAGUACGAUAUCUUGCUUGAUGAGAAAACACCUCUUCGAAGGACACACGAUAUUGCUGAAACACUGCAGUAUUGUGCUGAGGCACUAACAGAGGUUGACCGUGCUUUCGUCACCACUGAUUAUUCCGCACAAAAUCCUGGUGGCCACACUAGAGAUUUGAUGUAG